UUUGGACUUUUGCUGACAACAUGAAGAUUUCGCGUGAUACACUUCUAAUUAAAUAAUGGCCAAAGGAAGCCACAAGUCGCAUCGAAAUGUUUUCACGUGUGACCUAUAUUAGGUUCUUUAGCAUAUGCGUUAUAGUUUGUUUUAUCAUUAGUUGUUUUAUCAGUGUUAUUCCUAUUUCUCUAGAGUCUUGCAAUUGUGAUAACUUCGACGACAAGUCCAGCUUUCUGCACACUCUCGAUGCCGACUCCAGUGUGGAGGAUGCUGGUGCGUCAGGAAGGAAGAGACUUGCCGUUCUGGUGCCAUUUCGGGAUCGCUUCGAGGAGCUGCUGCAGUUCGCUCCGUUCAUGACGGAGUUCCUCAAUCGCCAGAAGAUUCCGCACAGGAUUUUUGUGCUCAAUCAAGUGGACAGAUUCCGCUUCAACCGUGCCUCGCUCAUCAACGUGGGAUUCUUGUACACAAAAUCCCUCUUCGACUACAUCGCCAUGCACGAUGUGGACUUGCUGCCGAUGAACAGCAACCUGAGCUACGCCUUCCCGGACAAGGGGCCCUUCCACGUGGCCUCGCCUCAGCUGCACCCCAAGUAUCACUAUCCCACCUUCGUGGGUGGCAUUCUGCUCGUGCGGCGGGAGCACUUCGAGGCCACGCGCGGCAUGUCCAACAGAUACUGGGGCUGGGGCCUCGAGGACGACGAGUUCUACACUCGCAUCCUCGAUGCCGGCCUGAAAGUCUUCCGGCCGGAGAACAUCACGACGGGCAUCGAAGACACGUUCAGGCACAUCCACGAUCGUGCGCAUCGCAAGAGGGACACGGCCAAGUGCUUCAAUCAGCGCGAAGUGACGCGAAAGCGUGACCGCGAGACUGGCCUGCACACACUCAAGUAUGACAUCUCGUCCAUCAACGAGUUGCAGAUUGACGGAGCCAAAGUCACGGUGCUGAACGUCGCUCUCCAGUGCGAUCACGCAAAGACGCCCUGGUGUGACUGCGACGGAACUGCGGACAGUGGAAAGACUUCCAGUCCCAAAAAACACUGAGGUUGCCGUACUUUAGCUGAAUUACGCGUUGUCCAUAUUGUCCAGGUAUUUUUUCGGGUUCCAGAUUUGUGUUGCAAAAUACUCAAUAGAAAAUACCCACGAGUAAGAGUAUACUUGGAAUUCUUAGAUCUUAAGAGAGGGGUUCAGAGCCUCUCGACUUUAGUCCUAGUCGUAGAUAAAGUCAAGAUUUAUGGUCGAAACUCGAUUGCAGAGACAAGAACAUAAAUUUCCCAAGUGAACAUGAUUUCUCUUCGUCAAAAAAUUCAAAUACAUAAAACCCCUUUAAUUCCACAGAAGCUUUAACUUCACAAUAUCUUAUCAAAUAUGUACUCAGAAUGUCACACACUGGGUGCUCAAACUCUGGAACCUCUUCGCGAAAUCGUUAGUCAUAUUUUGCCAUUUUAUAAGAAACAAAACAUCUGUGUAUAAUCUCUCAAUCAAUCUAUUUCAUUAAUGGUACAGUAUAUAACUAUUUUAAAUAAAUACUAUAUCAAUGGUUUCAGCAAGUUACUUCGUAUCACUUCUAAAGAGAUUAAGAUUGUUUUUAUUUUUUAAGUUGUGGGUGAUUUGAUGUUUCUCUUCAUUCUUUGCCGCUAUUCUUCGGGAAAGAAUUUGAUUCUUUGAGCAAAAUAUUCGGUAACUACCUCAUUAAGUCACAAAAUUAUAAAGCCACCUUCCAAAAGCUUUAAAGAAAGUAUGGUGAGGAUUAAAAUUG
Messenger RNA from Phlebotomus argentipes, 1746 nucleotides. It is a transcript of the gene beta4GalT7, whose product is annotated as beta-1,4-galactosyltransferase 7. The transcript is spliced from 2 exons. The record is from RefSeq and is a predicted model, not a curated record. Gene Ontology annotation, molecular function: xylosylprotein 4-beta-galactosyltransferase activity. Bases 87 to 1031 code for a protein of 314 amino acids. Lineage: Eukaryota; Metazoa; Arthropoda; Insecta; Diptera; Psychodidae. Gene Ontology annotation, biological process: carbohydrate metabolic process; proteoglycan biosynthetic process.